AUGGCUUCUGAGCUUGAUUUGUCAACGAGCUUCAUUCCGGCAUUGUACAAGCCGGCAGCAUUGCUACCCAUCGCAAGACACAAGAAAAGUCUUCUUUAUCUGGUUGAGACUUACCCAGUCACCAUAGUUGUGGGCCAGACAGGCAGUGGAAAAACGACCCAGCUUCCACAAUACCUCGAUCAAGCGGGCUGGUGUGAGAAUGGCAAGCUUAUCGCGGUGACACAACCUCGGCGGGUUGCUGCCACAACAGUUGCAACCCGAGUUGCGGAGGAGAUGCGCUGCAAAGUCGGCGAGGAAGUUGGGUAUUCAAUCCGUUUCGAGGAUUUGACAUCUGCUUCAACGAGAAUCAAAUUCCUGACAGAUGGCAUGCUUCUCCGAGAGGCCCUUGUUGAUCCUCUUCUAUCGCGGUAUUCCGUGAUCAUGAUCGACGAAGCCCAUGAGAGAUCUCUUAGCACCGAUAUUCUUCUUGGGAUCGUGAAGAAAAUCAUGAAGAAACGUCCAGAUAUUCGCGUAAUCAUUAGCAGUGCAACCCUCCAAGCGGAGGACUUCCUACGCUUCUUCGCGGGUGACGAAUUUCAUCCCGAUGCCGAGUCGGGUGAAUUUGGUGGCAGUGUCGGUAGAAUCAUUAGCCUGGAAGGAAGAAUGUAUCCUGUCGAUACAUUAUUCCUUGAAUCGCCUGCCGAAGACUAUGUCGAGAGGAUGGUCAAGACUGUAUUCGACAUUCAUACACAAGAAGCCGAGGGAGACAUACUCGUUUUCCUUACUGGGAGAGAAGAGAUCGAUCGAGGCAUUCAGUUAAUAUCUGAACGAGCGGCGCAGCUUCAUCCCCAGGAAUCCUCCCUUCUGACAUUACCACUCUAUGCGGGUCUUACCACGGAUCAACAGAUGUAUGUCUUUGAACCAACACCUGAAAGUACCCGAAAGGUCAUACUGUCCACCAAUAUUGCCGAAGCCUCGGUGACAAUCGACGGUAUUGUGUAUGUCAUAGACUGUGGCUUCGCUAAGCUCAGGGCAUACAAUCCUAGCACCGGUAUUGAGACCCUGACCGCGGUGCCAAUAUCGAAAGCAUCUGCUACUCAACGUGCAGGUCGUGCAGGCAGAACAAAGCCUGGAAAAUGUUUUCGCUUGUACACUCAACAAACAUAUGAACAGCUGCCCGAGGCAACCAUCCCGGAAAUCCAACGCUCCAACCUCGCUCCUAUCGUUAUGCAGCUCAAGGCCCUUGGAAUUGACAACAUAGUUCGGUUUGACUUUUUGACAUCGCCCCCGGCUGAACUUGUGAUACGUGCUUUUGAACUUCUGUAUUCCCUUGGUGCAGUGGAUGACUAUGCAAAGCUCACAAAGCCACUGGGAAUGCGAAUGGCUGAACUAGCCGUUGAUCCGAUGAUGGCGAAGGUACUCCUUGCGGCAUCUUCAUUCAAAUGUCUCAGCGAGAUGCUUUCCAUUGCAGCCAUGGUGAGCCUUCAAGGGACAGUGUGGGUGCAGCAUGACGGGGACAAGAAGACCGCGGAGAGCCAUCGACGCAAGUUCGCUGUCGAAGAAGGUGACCAUUUGACAUAUCUGAAUGUAUAUCAAGCAUUUGUUACGAAGGGCAAAAAAGAUUCGAAAUGGUGCCGGGAUAAUCUCCUAAAUUAUAGAGCUCUCCAGCGUGCGGUCAGCAUCCGUGGACAACUCAAGCGAUAUCUCGAACGGUUCGGUAUCCAGGUCGACGAAAGCCUUUCAUCUCGCCAAAAUGGCGCCCCAAGUCUGAGCGCGCCUCCCGAGCAGCUUCAACGAUGUCUGGCAACUGGAUAUUUUGCGCAUGCAGCAAAGAUGCAGCCAGAUGGUACAUUUAAGACAGUCAGCGGUGGACUUACUCUACAUGCUCACCCUAGCUCCUUGAUGUUUAACCGCAAAGCUGACUGGGUGGUCUUCCAUGAAAUUAUGCAAACGGGCGAUAAAACAUACAUUCGAGAUAUUACCAAGAUCCAAAAGAGCUACCUGUUAGAAUAUGCGCCCGAGUACUAUAAAGUCACAUGA
Penicillium macrosclerotiorum is the source of this 2019-nucleotide messenger RNA. RefSeq names its product putative ATP dependent RNA helicase. The record is from RefSeq and is a predicted model, not a curated record. Gene Ontology annotation, cellular component: intracellular anatomical structure; catalytic step 2 spliceosome. The transcript is spliced from 3 exons. Bases 1 to 2019 code for a protein of 672 amino acids. NCBI's taxonomy places the organism in Eukaryota, Fungi, Ascomycota, Eurotiomycetes, Eurotiales, Aspergillaceae. Gene Ontology annotation, molecular function: RNA binding; ATP binding.